CAAGGUGUGCACUUGAGACAGGUAGUCCGUCGAAACUCGUCACGAAGGACACACCGUUUUCUCAUACGAAUCGCGAAGAAAAUUAGACCGCGAGUCGCGGUGCGCUUCGUGCAACAUCGCCAUGCGUGCGUUUAACGCUGUCUACAUCGGUAUCUCGCCGUGAUAAGAAGUCGCGACAGCGAGCUGUCUUUUCCGAUUUUCCUCUGAAGUCGAUCGAGAAGGUGCGAUGAGCGCAGCGCGAGCCUGGUGCGUGAUCUUCGUGGUGGUCGCCGCAUGCACCUGCGGCGCACGCACGGAAUGCAGCGAGGCCGCGCAAAUUUCAUUCCUGACGAGUGUGCACGACGACCCGUCGUGCACCAAACUGUCGACCAAGGGCGUUAUGCUGUACGAGGCCGCCGGGCUGCUCGCCGAGGCUCACAACAAUCGGACCGACGAUUUUAAGAUCGAGAUCACCGUUUUGGAUACUUGCGGUAGCAUAACAGGUGCUCUAAAGGCGGCCCUGAAGGCUCUCGUGUGGGCGAAUAUCAACUGUUUGCAUCCACCUCAUUACUUAGGAAUUAUCGGGCCGGACACCACGACCAAUGCCGAAGCGGUGCACAAAGUGACCUCGAUAUUGAAGGUGCCGCACAUCGUUAAGAAGCCGUCGGUCUCGUCGUAUUUACAUCCUUUGGCGGAGGAAUCAAACUCCUACGUGGUGCAGGCAAUUUUGGCAGUGAUAGACGCCCUGAGAUGGCGGUCUUUCACGUUGGUGGCCAACGUGGACGACGAGAACGACGACGACGUGCAGAAUCUCGCGAAGAAACUGACGAUGAGCGCCGUCGCCAGGGACUUGUGCGUCAUAGUCCACGACAAUGACGAGAAAGGUUACACGUCGCAUGUCGUGCAUAUCGGCGAGCCGGAGGAGAAGUUCCUCCGCGAAUCCGCGAACGUGACUGUGUUAAUUGUCGACGAGGGCAGCUCGCGGGACCGCUUGAGUCGCAUAAAUUCCAGCAACAACGUGCUGCUGCUGCUGCUGAUGCUGGAGGACUCCAGAAAUGUAAUCAACGGUUUGGAGCGGAGAAUCGAGAGUUCGCAGUGGUGGGCGUCCGAGAACGCUCGUGGAAAGUACGACGCCGAAGAAUUGAGGCAAGUCAGAUGGCUCGAGGACGCCGUAGGAAUUUACACGAAAGCUCUCAAAGCAUUGUGUAAGAACAAGAAAUGCAAGAACCAGAUUAAUCCCUUGGACUGGAACCACAUGGUGUCGAGCGUCUUAAUGGCGCACAACGUGGAAUCGCAGGCUGCGCCGAGGUUCCUCGAUCUGUCCAUGAGGAAGAAGACGGGCGACUUGGAGCGUCUGGGUAGCGUGAUCGUUCGCAAGGACAAGGCGAGAGUUUAUUGGGGCGAACAGAGUGGAGUGUCCCAGGAGAGAGACACGAAAGAAGCCGGAGGUAACGACGAUACGACGGCGGAAGACAACUACGAAGACGUGCCGUUCGCGUUCAGGGAACUCCUGAAUCGAGGGAAUGAACCGCGAUCGGGAUGCGCCGUCAAGGAGAUCAAGAUGGUGCACGAGAAGGACAACGAAACGACGCAAGUUCUCGUCUCGGGAAUGGACGACAACGAGUGGUGGACGACGGUGUGCACAGUGAGCGGUGUGGGAGUUGCGAUGUUCCUGAUGGGUAUCCUCGCCGUUUACGUUAUCUACACGAAUAUACGGAGUUCGCGGUGUCCCAAAGGUAAGGAUCAACUGGACAGGGACACCACCCUGCGAAGAAUGAGCAACGACCAGGAGUUACCGACGACCGUAACCGUCCGCCAUCAGCGAGCGUUGCGAGUGCUGCAAAGAACGGACAGCGACAGGACUACCAUAUCCGAGAAGAGCGUGUGAUGUCCCAGCGGCGUCGGGGGUUGGUGACUCGCGUGAAUAAUAAAUGAAACAAACGCUCCCUGGUCUCUCCUGUUCUGUCCCAGCGAAAGACAGAGCCGCGAGUAACAUGUUUUUCGAGGUAAAAACGCGAAGUCAGCUUGUCGAUAAUAUAGUUCUUGAUUCAUUAGUCACGUUAAUUGCGUACGCACGAGCAUUCGAGAUUGUGUUGGACAAAUAAAUGGCUCGUCAAGUCUUUUAAACGAACUCCGAAAUGAAUCCCAAAAUUGCUAAAGUGAAGGGUAAGAUCACUCUCCCGAAGCGAAUCUAAAUUUAUUCCAAGUUAAUUGUCGGCGAAUGCACAGCUUAUUGCUCGUUGGAAGCCGCAAGUUUGCGGUUUCGUCGUUCUCGUGCGGUUGCUCGACGGCGCGUCGCGCCACUGCCUGUCAUCAGCGAAAAUUGUCCUUCGUCUUUCCCUCGAGUUUACCGUAGGAAACAACAGAAUGAAAUUUCCGGCAUGUGUGGAAGCUCACGUGCGUUAGUGUGCGGCAUGCACACACAAUAGGGGGAGGUUACCGCGGAUGUGACAGAUUAAGAUGGUAAAAUGGGGUUAUGCCCGACUGGAUGGGUGGAUAGAUACCAGCUAUUGUUCUUGCCACUUGACGCAAUCAGAGAGUCAAUUAAGGUUGCGUAACACGCAAAAUAUCCACCUAACGCGUCGCGGCCGUGCAAGAUAAUCAGAUAUGGGUUCUCCGGCAGAAAACGCGACCCGCCGAUGCGCGAACGUGUCGUGCGAAAAGUACGAUGCACUUACGCCGAUCAUACAGGAUAACCGUCACGAAAUGUUUGCGUUGCGUGCGUUGGGUGUACGAGACUGCAGCGGCUUGCAAGACGGGCUCAGACACGAUGAAGUUGGGAGCACGCCAAACUUCAGAAAUUCAGAAAAACUUCAAAAUUCAGAGAUUACGGAGAAACUUACACAUACGUCUAAAAUCGGGAGAUAAGAUAUCUUAAAGACAUCUUAAAGACGUCGGAAUAUAAGAUAUCUCUAAGACGUAUUUAAAACGUCUGUAAGGUAUCUUAAGUUUAGAUCUUAGACAUUAUGCUGUGUUAAUGUUAUGGAAAUGGAAAUGGAAAUGGAAAUUUUAUGGGAACACUUAAGCAAUAAUAAUGUCAUUAGUAAUAUGAUUAAGAAUAUUAAAUAAUAGUAAGCAGUAAAAAUAAAUAAUAAUAAGAACAAUUAAUGAAUAAAUCCGUCACAAUAAUGACUCUCAGCGUUGGCAGUUUGUUGUGCUCCCAAUUUCAUUACAUCUAAACCGUUUUGCAACCCACUAUGAGUGUGUUCGCGAAGAUGCUAUUUAGCAUUACGUAAUGCUACGGACUGUUCGCGAAGCUAAGUGGUAUCAAACGUUAUCCUGAUGCCACUAACGGUAACGUUCUACGUCAUAAUUACGCGCUAUUAAUGCUCUUUUUUGUAGUGUAUUAUUAGCUACUAUUCAUGGACUUCGAAGUCACUAUCGCUAUCGCACUAUUGACUUCGUGAACAGCGAAGUUUCUUGAUAGCGUCUGCGUCUGCGUUUGCACUGUUAAAUAUUGGAGGGUCAGAUUUAAACCAAUUUCUUGAGUUAAAUAAUAUUUAGUUAUUUUUAA
Odontomachus brunneus is the source of this 3493-nucleotide messenger RNA. RefSeq lists its product as uncharacterized. Bases 227 to 1867 code for a protein of 546 amino acids. The transcript is spliced from 8 exons. The record is from RefSeq and is a predicted model, not a curated record. NCBI's taxonomy places the organism in Eukaryota, Metazoa, Arthropoda, Insecta, Hymenoptera, Formicidae.